AGGAAGCGCCUCCACUACCAAGUGAUUUGCCAGUUUUAAGAAAAGUGAAGUAAGGCCGAAGUUAAAUCGAAGGAUUUGAUCGAAGACAUCCGCAAGUUUAGUGUGAAAUCUAUGUGCGACCUACCUCGAAUGUGGUUUGAUACUAAAGAACCAAGUGAAAAACAUGUUUUCGUUCAUGCACUAAAUGUAGCAGUAUAGCCAGUUAACGAAAACAUCAAGAAACGUGCCAGGCCAUGGCCCAGGGCAGUGAGGUCCAGUACGAGCCGGUGGCAGAGAUCGGAGGCGGUGCGUACGGGACGGUGUACAAAGCUCGGGACCUGGAGAGCGGCCAGUUUGUAGCUCUGAAGAUCGUUCGCGUCCAGACGGACCAAGAUGGCCUCCCCAUCUCCACAGUCAGAGAGGUGGCCCUGCUGAAGAGACUGGAGCAGUUUGACCAUCCCAACGUGGUCAAACUCAUGGACGUGUGUGCCACCCUGAGGACGGAUCAGGAGACUAAAGUCACCCUGGUGUUUGAGCACGUGGACCAGGACCUUAAGACCUACCUUGCGAAGGCCCCCGCCCCAGGACUGCCCUCCAGCUGCAUCCAAGACCUGAUGCGUCAGUUGCUGUGUGGCCUGGCGUUCCUCCACUCGAACUGCGUGGUGCACCGGGACCUGAAGCCAGAGAACAUCCUGGUCACCAGCCGUGGUCAGGUGAAGCUCGCCGACUUUGGACUGGCAAGGAUCUACAGCUACCACAUGGCCCUCACUCCUGUGGUGGUGACUCUGUGGUACAGGCCUCCUGAGGUCUUGCUCCAGUCCACCUAUGCCACGCCUGUGGACAUCUGGAGCACGGGCUGCAUCUUUGCUGAGAUGUUCCGACGCAAACCAUUGUUCUGUGGAGACUCUGAAGUGGACCAACUGGGAAAGAUAUUCAAUGUGAUUGGCCUGCCACCUGAGGAGGAGUGGCCUGCUGAUGUCACCCUCUCACGACACAACUUCAGUCCUAUCAGCCCCCGCCCAAUCACCGACUACGCUCCAGAGAUCAAUAAACAGGGGACAGAGUUGCUGCUGAAAAUGCUAACUUUUGACCCUCUAAGAAGAAUCUCUGCCCUGAAUGCUCUAGAACAUCCUUACUUCCAGGAGAAUGAUGAAGUGACAAAUGGUUGAAAUGCAGUUAAUGACAUGGAAGGACAGUACCAUGAGGAAUGGUAACCCUGACUCCAUUUGUGUAAUUGUCAUUCAGUGCAUUUCAGGCCAGGUUCCUGUUGUGGGUCCUUUUAUCUUACUACACAAGCUAGUCACACCCAGUGGACCACCUGGAGAAUGUAAGGAGAGAAGUGGGGUUUUAGGACCAAUAUGGAUAUGAACCUGAAGAGGGAUUGACUCGUUCAUUCCCCAAGUGAAAUGUGCACCCAUACAUACAACACGGAAUAACUGUCCCGAGUCAUUAAUAUUAUAGCUUAAUGUAUUUUUGUAAAUUCACACAUGAACACAGUAGCGAAGUGGCAUUUGUUGAACAGGUUUACAGGCCAAAUGUAUUUUUCUGUACCAAGCAUCCCUCCCAAUGUAUCAGUGUUGCAAAGACUAAUAAAGCUGCUACAAUCAACUAACAGGCAUUUCUAACUACAUUUUAUAUUCAAUGUUAAUGGAAAAUGCAUUUUCUAUCCCUUUUCAAUUUCUAGGUUAAUUCAAAGUGUGUAAAUGUCUUGUCUUAUUACAAAUUCAGAGAAGUGAAUGAAAUGACUAAACAAACCAGGCUCCUGAAUCAUGACAUUUAAUAGGAAAAACGUGCUGCACAAAAAAUAAACCUUAAGGUUAAGCAGGCAAUCAAGUCCACAGUAAGAACGUUGAGUCCCAAAUGGCAUCCCGUUCCGUAUAUAGUGCACUACUUAAAAGCAGUCCACUAUAUAGGGAGCCAUUUGGGUGAAAAGCAACAGGAAGCUGAGACUGCCAUAAUCUAGAACAUGAGUCAUUCUGUCAAUCAUGGACAAACUUUAGGGUCAAAACCUUGAGUCAGGACGUAUAGUGGCAGUCUCACAGCCGUCGGAAGUGCCACAUCACUAAUAUACUAACUCUGACAACCCAUUGCUGUGCAACCAAAGGCUUUUAGCAGAGUUACCAUUAAGGGCAAUACUUAAUAAAACUCAUUCCUCAACUCUUUGCUCAGUUUUAAGAUGCUGCAAAUUGACAAUUAUUGUGAACAGUCACUGGUAUGCUAAGUAUUUAAAAGCUACAGGCACAUCCCUAGUUUUAAACUUCUUUCAAGAUUGCAUCAAUUAGGCCAUAGCAAAUGAUUUCCUCCAAUGACAGGCAAAUAAAUAAAAUCUGGCAAAGUGCCACUAGGAAAACACUUUCAGGUUAAUUACAAAAUAGAUAAAGUGGAAACAAAAAUGCACAGAAAAGGAUCAGAUGGUUCAGUGUCAACAUAUGAAGGCAGGUAGUGGAACACCACUUAAGCUAGAUCAUCCAAAAACUGUGCUGCCCAUUGCUUUGUGCUGUAGUUCUACAUUUUCCCUUAAUUGUAUAUUCCUAAUCAAAGCGUUAAAUUCAUUUUAAUUCUCCAGACUACAGUUUGUCUCAACUUUUGAGACUGGCUGCACUUAUUUUAUGAAGGAGUGUGUGACAACUAUCAACACUGGCAAACAUGUUUUGUUCAUUCAUUAAAUAUGUUAAAAUGUCCUAGCUCUAUGUCUAGAGACAAUUGAGGUGAGGGUGGUGCAUAUCAGGACAGGCCAAGGAGAGAUGUGAGAAAAACAUGUUGCAUUUCCCAUAGCAUCUCCACAAAGGCAUUAUCUCCAGUAUUAACUCUGGUGGUCCAGAUGAAUUGUUUAAUGACAACUUUUACUCAGUGUCAAAGCCCUCUAGUGUCCAUAGUACCACAAACAAAACAAAUGUAAUAUUAUACAGGAGCAAAUGCAUGUGUUGAAUAAAGUGCUAUGUGGAUAGAUGGGGGGGUUAACUGAAUUACGCCUACGUUUUUAUUGUCUGAACUCCAUUAAAGUGCUUAAUGUUUUAGCUCAAAAGGAAGAGAAAUGUCUCUAUAGACUAUCCAAUUCAGUAUCCCCUCUUAAUCAAUAGUUUGGCACAAAAUCUAAUUCCCACCCAAGGCACUAACAUGACAUGAUCUAUAAGGCACCGCUUUCUUUGUCAAGAAAUAUUGAUGGCCACACCGCACCCAAUGACAUCUUGUUAAAAAUCAACAGAAGCUACACAGAAGUCUACUAUGUAAAAUCGUCACAAUUGCAACAUUUUGUGGCAUAGACAAAACCCUUAAAUUAUAAAAGAUUUUUCUUGGUUAAAAAAAUAUCAAUUCUGUGUAUGCCAUCACACACAGUGCUAUGCUGGUAGUUGGUGCACAGGGUGCUGCGUCUGUGUAGUCUACCCACAUCAUGGACAGACAGGGAUAGGGGUCUCUGAAUGGGGUCGUUCUCAACUGGUUUGGUACCAGGGACUAGUGAGCACAGGCUCAUAUUCAUUAGAGCACACCGUAGCAAAACGUAGAAUGGAAAAUAAAAACUUUCUUAUUGGAAAAGUGCAGGUCCCUCCUUGUUUCUGUACAUGUUCUUCUGUUUGGUGCCUAAUGAACAUGAACCAGAUAUACCUCUGGAGAAAUGUGUUGUUUAAAACUUCUAAUUAAGAACAAAGUAAAUAAGUAUUAGCAUCUGAGGGAGUG
Salvelinus namaycush (lake trout) is the source of this 3654-nucleotide messenger RNA. Its product is annotated as cyclin-dependent kinase 4-like. Lineage: Eukaryota; Metazoa; Chordata; Actinopteri; Salmoniformes; Salmonidae. Bases 234 to 1148 code for a protein of 304 amino acids. The record is from RefSeq and is a predicted model, not a curated record. The transcript is spliced from 8 exons. Gene Ontology annotation, biological process: G1/S transition of mitotic cell cycle; regulation of gene expression; protein phosphorylation. Gene Ontology annotation, cellular component: cytoplasm; cyclin-dependent protein kinase holoenzyme complex; nucleus. Gene Ontology annotation, molecular function: ATP binding; cyclin binding; cyclin-dependent protein serine/threonine kinase activity.